Molecule: messenger RNA, 1342 nt
Organism: Musa acuminata subsp. malaccensis (wild Malaysian banana)
Lineage: Eukaryota; Viridiplantae; Streptophyta; Magnoliopsida; Zingiberales; Musaceae
Source: RefSeq, a predicted model, not a curated record
UCAGAAAUAGCCUCUCCCGUUUCAUCCUUCUCCUCCAAGGAUCAUGUCUCAGUUCGUGCAGCUUCAACAAAUCAAGUGAUAGCUAAGUCGCUUACGUCCACGGAACUGGAAGCUGCAAGUUCUCAUGGCAUUGCUUGAUGGAGUAACCUAUGGUCAAAUGGGCUCCGUUAGAUACAAAAUGUUUGUUAGUACAUGGAAUGUUGGAGGGAUACCGCCCACUGAUGAUCUGGAUUUGGAGGAUUGGUUGGACACCGGAAAGAGCUCGUAUGACAUCUAUGUUCUUGGGUUCCAGGAGAUCGUACCACUUAGCACCAGGAAUGUUCUUGGUCCUGAAAAGAUUCAGAUUUCCAUGAAGUGGAAGUCACUGAUAGGUGAAACACUAAACAAGUACCUCCACGAUCGAAAGAGGAUCCAGAAGUGUGAGCCAUUGGAGCACCAUAAGGAUGGCCACCACAAAGAGAGCAAAGCCCGAGAGUUCAGAUGCGUUGUGAGCAAGCAAAUGGUUGGAAUUUUAGUCUCGGUAUGGGUCAGGAAAGAUCUCCGGAACUACAUCAGUAAUCCAAGAGUCUCAUGCAUUGGUUGUGGCAUCAUGGGCUGCUUAAGGAAUAAGGGUUCAGUAUCUGUUAGAUUUUGCUUACAUGAAGCAAGUUUCUGUUUUGUCUGCUGCCAUUUGGCUUCGGGAGGAAAAGAAGCAGAUGAGAUGCGUAGGAAUUCAAAUGUGAUGGACAUAUUGUCAAGGACGUGCUUUUCUAGUGACGCUUCUAAUGAUCUGCCAAAGAAGAUCCUCAAUCACGAUCGUAUAGUGUUGUUUGGGGAUUUGAACUAUAGGAUCUCAAUGCCGUAUGCGGAGACCAAGACGCUCGUGGAGCAGAAGCAGUGGAAUGUGUUGUUAGAUAAAGAUCAGCUAAGGUUUGAGUUAUCCGAGGGCCGAGCAUUGGAAGGUUGGAACGAGGGCGUGAUCACGUUCUCUCCCACGUACAAGUAUCUUCCAAACUCCGAUGAGUAUUGCUGGCACGUUCAUGGUAGAAAUGGAGAACGAAGACGUGCUCCUGCAUGGUGCGAUCGAAUACUAUGGCUUGGUGAAGGAUUGAAGCAAAAGCGGUACGACCGAUGCGAGGUGAAGUUUUCGGACCACCGACCGGUGCGAUCAAUCUUCACUACCGAAGUCGACGCCCUGCAAAUUUGAUGGCUUCUUCUUGCCACUGAUUUGCUAUAGCAAAAUGGCGUAGGAAAUGGAACACCAAGUUUGCUUAUCUGAUCUCAAAUCCAUGAUUGAAAAGCUUAGAUUUCCGUACCAUUGCUAAGAGACGAUGCUCUUUGUUCAUCUAGUGAUCUUUGAACG